Hypanus sabinus (Atlantic stingray) is the source of this 1793-nucleotide messenger RNA. RefSeq names its product retinal homeobox gene 1 (gene rx1). The record is from RefSeq and is a predicted model, not a curated record. Gene Ontology annotation, biological process: positive regulation of transcription by RNA polymerase II. The transcript is spliced from 4 exons. Gene Ontology annotation, molecular function: DNA-binding transcription factor activity, RNA polymerase II-specific; RNA polymerase II cis-regulatory region sequence-specific DNA binding. Bases 89 to 1024 code for a protein of 311 amino acids. Lineage: Eukaryota; Metazoa; Chordata; Chondrichthyes; Myliobatiformes; Dasyatidae.
GGGGGGCUGUAUUUUAAUGGAGGUUUUCAGAACUCCAAGAAUUCCUCCCUUUAUUUAAUCGAAGUCGGGAUGCGUUCUUCCAGCCAAAAUGGAUUGCAUGGACGAGAAAUGCCUGAUUCCAAGCAAGUUCCACGAAAUGGUUAAGAGCCCAAGUGCCUGUUCGCGAGUUCACAGCAUCGACGUGAUCCUGGGAUUUGCAAAGGAUCAAUCCCUGCUCAACUCUGCACCCCUCUCUUCCAAGUCCCUCCAGGAGACCGGGCAGUCCCAGCAGAGUGACCGCUACAGCCACGUCCCCUCCCUGGGCUCGGCUCGGCCAGGCACGCCGGACGGUUCUGGCCUGUUCUUGAGCAAAUGCAGAGAGGAUCUGGGUGAGUUCGGUAGCUCUACCGCACGUCAGGAGGAAGCUGGUCUGGACAUGGACGAGGAGCCGCCGAAGAAGAAGCACCGAAGAAACCGAACAACCUUCACCACCUAUCAGCUCCACGAGUUGGAGAGGGCGUUCGAGAAGUCCCACUACCCCGAUGUGUACAGCAGGGAGGAGCUGGCUAUGAAGGUCAACUUGCCGGAGGUCCGAGUCCAGGUGUGGUUUCAAAACAGGAGGGCAAAGUGGAGAAGACAAGAGAAAAUUGAGGCCAGCACGAUGAAGUUGCAUGAUUCUCCCAUGCUGUCCUUCAACAGACCACCAAUGCCCUCCAGUGUCGGACCCAUGAGCAAUUCCCUCCCCCUGGAUCCCUGGUUGACAUCUCCCAUUUCUAAUGCAACCUCCAUCCACAGUAUACCGGGCUUCAUGGGGGCACCUCAAGGCUUGCAGACCAGUUACUCGGGUCACACAUUCUUAAACUCCCCUCCACCAAUGGCCCAGACAAUGCAGUCCAUUGGACCUCCGACUUACCAGUGUGCAACAACAUUUGUUGACAAGUAUCCUUUGGAAGAUGCAGACCAGAGAAGUUCUAGCAUUGCCUCCUUAAGGAUGAAAGCCAAGGAGCACAUUCAGUCCAUUGACAAAAGCUGGCAACCCAUCUGACAGAACAAUAUGAAAUGAGGACCAAUUGUAAUCUGACAAAUUCCAGGUUGGAAUAUUGAUGUGAUGGAUUCCUCCAGUUUCUACAUGACUUCGUAUAAUUAUGGACCAGUAGUCAUGACAACAAAUGCCUACAUCUUGAAUGCUAUUGGCAUAACCGGCAUCAUUUGAGAUACAAUACCAAUUGUGACUGGACUUAGAUACAAGCCAAAGGAUGAACUUUAUCUUUUCAUUAAUUAAGGUGAUAAUUUUGUGCUAAGGGAAUUUCCCAUUUUCUACAGUUUUUCACUAUUGUGAGGUUAUAGCAAAAUGUUGUCUUCCAUUCCUAUCCCAAAUAGAUAUGUUCAGAUAUGUAGCUAUGUGCAAUUUUUUUUUACCGUUAUUGAGGAACCUAGGCAAAGGACCAAACACCCAUAGUGCAGGACACUGCCAAGGUUAUAAGGAAUAGAAAAGGAGAUGAGCAAAGACAUAGUUAGGAGACACCAGGAGUUCUAAAGGCUUGUAGGUUAUAGAAUGUUAAUUUCCACAUUAUGAUCAUAGUACAUGUGGAGACCAGAAGGAGAUAAUAUGAAGGUCUUCUUUUAUUUCAGCAUAAGGAGAUGAAAAGAAGAUUGUUUGAUCUUUCACAUCGUGUUGUCUUAAAGAUUGUUUAAAAAAAGCAUUUAUUGCUUGAAAAGAACUGUCAACUUUAGCCAAUGAAAAACUUUUACAGUACUUGCUCAUUGGGUCUUAAAUUUGACUUCUUGCAAAUAAAUCUUAUUUUGAAUCUCAA